Molecule: messenger RNA, 2618 nt
Organism: Ornithorhynchus anatinus (platypus)
Lineage: Eukaryota; Metazoa; Chordata; Mammalia; Monotremata; Ornithorhynchidae
Gene: RNF11
Product: ring finger protein 11
Exons: 3
Coding region: 27-491 (154 amino acids)
Source: RefSeq, a predicted model, not a curated record
CCCCCCCCCCCCGGGCCGCCCCGAACAUGGGCAACUGCCUCAAAUCCCCCACCUCGGACGACAUCUCCCUGCUCCACGAGUCCCAGUCCGACCGGGCCUCCUUCGGCGACGGCACCGAGCCCGACCAGGAGCCGCCGCCGCCAUAUCAGGAACAAGUGGCGGUUCCCGUGUACCAUCCGACGCCCAGCCAGACGCGGCUCGCCACCCAACUGACGGAGGAGGAGCAGAUCCGGAUAGCGCAGAGGAUCGGCCUCAUACAGCACCUGCCCAAGGGGGUUUACGACCCCGGCAGAGACGGCUCGGAGAAGAAGAUCCGCGAGUGCGUGAUCUGUAUGAUGGACUUUGUGUACGGGGACCCGAUCCGGUUCCUGCCCUGCAUGCACAUUUACCACCUGGACUGCAUCGACGACUGGCUCAUGAGGUCCUUCACCUGCCCCUCGUGCAUGGAGCCUGUGGACGCGGCCCUGCUCUCCUCCUACGAGACUAACUGAGCCCGUGCCCGCCUCCCGCCCUUCCCUCCGGGGCCCCGAGGGCCCACGCACGGACCACCUCCACCCCCGAACAGCUUGACAGCGGGGCAGGAGGAAAAACACCCUCCCCUCCCCCAACAAACACACACACACACACACACGCACACACACACCCCCGCCGGUGACCCUCGAGGCCGGGGGGAGGAUCGGGGAGGCGUCCUUCCCUGAAGUCUCGGCUCGUCGUCCCGAACGUCGUCGUAUUUGGCGCUUGCGGUUCUCCCGGAGCAAGGGGCUGUCCUCGUCGGGGGUCCGAGACCAUGCCCGGGGAGGGGGGAGGGGAGUCGUCCGUUCUUUUAUUCCCAGCCGUCUCCACGGUCAUCGGCCCUUGGGCCGGCGGGGCGGGAGGGCUCCGUUCUAGGACGGCGGGCGGGCGUGGAGCCGCUUUGAGCUUUUUUGCACACUUCCAUUCCCCCCCAGAAAUGGAGUCCAUUGCCUUAGGCCGUCUUCCGCAGUGUUGGCGGGGGGCGGCCGGAUGCUUAAACACGUUCAUUUAGCACCUGCCGAGAAGCGCUCCCUUCUGCUGACUGGUAGGGUUAGGCAGAACUCAGAGUGCUUCUCCCAUCCCAGCUCUGUAGGCUAACGGAGGGGUCUCCCCCCGCCUCACCCCCAUCUCUCUGCUCUUCAAGAUGACGUAGGGUCAGGGCGCUAGAAAGCCCGGGGUAGAAACGGAUGGGACUCGUUCCUAACUUGCUCCCGCUUUCAGGCCGGCGGGACUCAAGCCGGAGAAAACUUUCCAUACGGAGAUCUCCGAUGGGCCGGACCCGGGCCGGGGCCCCGCGCUCGGGUCGAGGAGGCGAGCGAAGGCCAGUGGAGGAACCGGUCUCCCUCUCCCGCCUCUCGAGCACCGCCCCGGCCCGGGGCCGCUGCCUCCGGGAGCUUGGAGAGGGUCGCGGCGACUCGGUUGGGCAGAGCUCAGUCCGGGAUCCGACGCGCGCGAGCGGACCUGAGGAUGGCAGAAGUGGCUCUCGUGUCCUGUUCACCUGCUCAGACACACCCCCAGACACACACAGACACGAUUUCAGAAUAGAGGCCCCUGCUGAAAAUUCUCCCCCUCUCCUCUGUUUCUUGCAGCCGAAGUCAGAGCGCCCUGAGUCCGUAAGCUUCGGGAGUGAAAAAACAAAAAAUGAAAAUAAUACCGUGUUUUUUGGUAGAGACAGUCUAGUAAAGGUGUGGUAGUAAUCCCUUUAACCAUUAGCUCGUGGUGGUUUUUCCUUCAUGUACUUUACGUGGUGCUCACGUAUCCCGCCCGGAGCCGUUCUUUUCCCCCGACCUCCGAUCCCCCGAGCGAGGUGCGGCCCCGGCCGUUCUCCCGACCGCCCGGCUCGUGGCCGGCCGAGUUCCGGAGGGGGCAGGUGGUCGUCGGCAGAUCCGGGCGCCCGGAGGGGGACUCGGCGCACCCCGGGGAAGGGACCGGUGGCGUCCCCACCGGCCGGGACGGGGCGGAGGGGCUCGCUCCCCGAGGCCGCCGCGGAGGGGCCCGCUACCUCCGGGAGAAAACUCCGAACCGGGUUCCCAGACGUUCGCGUCGCUCGAGGCGGCGUCUGUUCGUCGGGAUCCCUUUGCACGAAGCAGACCGGAGAGGAAAGACCAGCAGGUGUGCAAUAUUGUCUGGGAGCUACACCGGUGCGCCUUGGGGGUUUUCUACGGAAAUGUGAGGCCCCCUCCUCUCCCCCUCACCCCCAGCCCCCAUGGCGUCGGGUGUAUUCUAGCCAGACUUUAUUUUUCUUUUUUUUCUAGCUUGUGAAAAUUGGCAAAUGAACUAUUUUUUUAACAUCUUCCAUGUUGCUGUUAGUCUUUAUUUAUUACAAGGCUUGGUUAGGAAGCGUUGGGAAGGAUUCUCGCAGUGACUGGGGUCUGCGCCAUUGCAUCCUUUUCUAGACACUUUAUACUGUUGGACUUUAACACUGAGCUCCACACACUAUGUUAAAAACGUAAAUAUCCGCUUUUACUAAGUUGUGAGAAAGUCACGAUCCAGUUGUCCGGGGCUGCGUUUAGAGCUGACGACUCUGAGAACAUUCCAGAAACGGCCCUCUGUUUGACUAGCGACCUGUAAAUAGAGUGAAUAAACGAAUCGAUUUUAAGACUCUA